This is a messenger RNA of Sorex araneus (European shrew), 1638 nucleotides long. It is a transcript of the gene RIPK3, whose product is annotated as receptor interacting serine/threonine kinase 3. The transcript is spliced from 10 exons. The coding region runs from base 102 to 1583 and encodes 493 amino acids. Gene Ontology annotation, biological process: protein phosphorylation. Lineage: Eukaryota; Metazoa; Chordata; Mammalia; Eulipotyphla; Soricidae. The record is from RefSeq and is a predicted model, not a curated record. Gene Ontology annotation, molecular function: ATP binding; JUN kinase kinase kinase activity.
UGGACCACCCUCCAGAGCCCCUCCCGGACCCCUCUCUGCAGCAGACCCCAAGUUCCAAAACCAGUCCAUGCGGUGGGCUGGACACUUCCCCUUGCGCCAGCAUGAAGGCGGACAGUAUAUGGCAAAAUGGCCACCUAGCCCCCUUGGUGCCCGUCGAGGAAUUGGAGAACCCGAUGUUCAUCGGCGAAGGCGGAUUCGGCAGGGUGUACAAGGCAAAGCAUAAGACGUGGGCGCACGACGUGGCGGUCAAGAUCGUGAACGCGGAAUCCAUAUCCGAGGAGGUCAAAGCCAUGGCCAAUCUACGGAACAAGUUCGUGGUGAUGCUGCUGGGGGUCACCAACGAACUGCAGUGGGGCAGCAAGGCAGGGCCUGCCCUGGUGACCCAGUUCAUGGAGAACGGGUCCCUGGCCGGGCUGCUGAAGCCAAAGUGCCCGCGCCCCUGGCCGCUUCUCUGCCGCCUGCUGUGGGAGCUGGUGCGCGGCAUGUGUUACCUGCACAGCCUGAACCCGGUGCUUCUGCACAGGGACCUCAAGCCCUCCAAUGUCCUCCUGGAUUCCGAGCUGCACGCCAAGGUGGCAGACUUUGGCCUGUCCACAUUUCAGGGAGGCUCCCAGUCAGGGGCAGCACCUGGAGAAGGAGGGGGUACCCUGGAGUACCUGGCCCCAGAACUGUUGGAUGUGAAUCGAAGGGCCACCAGGGCCAGUGAUGUUUACAGCUUUGGCAUCCUGUUGUGGACCAUGCUCGCUGGAAGAGAAGUCGAGACUGUGUCACAGUCCUCGCUGAUGAUAGGCUCAGUCUGCUGGAGGCACAACCGCCCCCCGCUGACCGCCCUGCCUCAGCCCAGCUCUGAGCGGCCAGGCUUGGAAGAACUGCAGGAGUUAAUGCAGCGCUGCUGGAGCCCUGAAUCUAAGGACAGACCCUCCUUCCAGGAUUGCUGCCCGCCAACUGAGAAAGUCCUAAAUCUGGUGACAGACAUGGAUGCUGCAGUGUCCCAGGUGAAGAGGUACCUGUCUGAGAACAGAAGCAGUGAUGGGGGGUCAACUACCUCUGAGUCAGACUUCGGAGGAACAGAACAGGAUGGCCCUAGAGGAACCACAGCAAGCAGUACCUGCAUGCUCUCUGAGCCGCUGAGCACCCUGAGAUUGACAGAGUCCCCCAACUCUGCUCCUGAAAGACUUACAAAUCCUGCUGAGAGACUGGAGACACAGCGGGAACCAAUUCAUCGUGUCCAGUCAGCAGGGGCUACUUCCAAUUCAUCAGCCCCAAUUCGACCUCCCCAAACUGCAGAAACCUCAUCUUUCAGAAGCCCCAAUUCCAGCCCCAACUCAAGAUAUGAAUCCUCAGGGAAUCAGGAGGCUGGGAGACAAAGCAGCUUCGGGCAUUACCGGGCACAGUCAUCAAGUUCGGCACCAGGGCCUGUUAUCAUACAAGGCUGCCAAGCGGUGCAGAUUGGAAACAACAACCAAAUGUACUCAUUCCCAGAAGCCCCUGGUUCGUCCUCGCAGGCCAGGACGACCCGGGUCUUCCAUUUGAAACCUCCAUGGCCCCGUCCGCCCUGCCAGCCCCGUCCACCCCACCAGUAGCGGAACUUGGGGAAUCUGCAGAUGAGCUGUCUCAUGGUGCUGGUAUAAUAUUAUC